GCUGCUUCCCUCUUCCUUCCCCUUCUUCGUCAUUCGUUUCUUUUCCGUUGGUUAAGUCCUUCGUUCACUCGUUCUGAGAUUAUCGCUCGCUGCAUUUUCGGUGCUAGACAUCGACCUAGAAUUGUGUUGUUGCUGUUGCAAUUUGCGCAUAUUUAAUAUUAUCAUCAUCAUCAUCUUCUAUAGAAAAGGAAGGAAGAGAGAUAACAAAAAGAAAAAGAAAAGAUGGUUCCCACUUACGCUCGUCUGCUCGCCACUGCGUGCGCGUUGGCUACCACCGCCAACGCUGUCACUCCCCUUGUUGUCAAAGGUACCGAUUUUGUCAACAGCAAGACUGGUGAUCGCUUCCAGAUCCUGGGUGUCGACUACCAGCCUGGUGGUUCCUCUGGCUUCAGCACGACCGAGGACCCUCUCAGCCAGCCCGACGCCUGUCUUCGUGAUGCCGCUCUGAUGCAGAGCCUUGGUGUCAACACUAUCCGUGUUUACAACUUGUCGCCCACCAUCGAUCACAGCAAGUGUGCUUCCAUCUUCAACGGUGCCGGUAUUUACAUGAUCUUGGAUGUCAACUCCCCGCUGUCCGGCGGCUCUCUUGAUCGUACCGACCCAUCUGGCACCUACAAUGCCGUGUACUUUGAGCAAGUCUUCGGUGUCAUCGAGGCCUUUAAGAACUUCCCCAACACCCUUGCCUUCUUUGCGGGCAACGAGGUCAUCAACGAGGACAGUGUCUACGAGGCUCCGGCCUACAUUCGGGCUGUCACCCGCGACAUGAAGGACUACAUCGCCAAGAACGUCAACCGGACCAUCCCCGUCGGUUACUCUGCUGCGGACGUGCGCCCCGUCCUCGUUGACACCCUCAACUACCUGUCUUGCGACCUCAAGAACUCCACCAGCUCCCAGGCCGACCUGUUCGGUCUCAACUCCUACUCCUGGUGCGGAGACUCCACUUACACGGAGAGUGGCUACGACGUGCUCGUCGAGGAUUUCUCCAACUCUUCGCUGCCCGUCUUCUUCUCCGAGUACGGCUGCAACCUGGUGACGCCCCGCACGUUCUCCGAGGUCGCGACUCUCUACGGCAAGGAGAUGUCCGCCGUCUUCUCGGGCGGUCUGGUCUACGAGUGGACGCAGGAAGCGAACAACUACGGUCUCGUCGCCGUCAACAGCAGCGACACCAUCUCCCUGCUGACCGACUACGACAACCUGAAGACCCAGUACGGCAAGCUGGACAUGAGCAGCAUCGAGUCCUCCAACGCCACCCAGACCUCCCAGGAGGCCGUUACCUGCGACUCGGCGCUGAUCAGCACCAGCACCUUCCUCAACUCCUGGGACCUGCCCAGCCGCCCCACCAAGGUCGACGACUGGAUUAGCAACGGCUUCACCAACGCCACCGUCGGCAAGCUCGUCACCGUCUCGUCGACCGCGAUUCCCCAGACCGUCUACUCUUCCAGCGGCGGCAAGCUCUCGAGCAUCAAGUACACCGUCCUGGCCGACGACGCGUCCAACGUCCCCAACAACGAGACCUCCACCACGACUAGCAGCAACUCCAGCUCGUCCAGCUCGUCCAGCACCUCCAGCUCCUCCAGCAGCUCGAGCUCCUCCAGCUCCCACGAGAGCGGUGCCACCACCGCCGCCGCUCAGAUGUCCGCCUCCGUCCUCGGUCUCCUGAGCGGAGUCACCCUGUUCGCCGCUUUCUUGCUGUGAACACAUCCUCAACACAUUAUAUAGAAUCUUAGAUUAUAUAUUUUUCGUCAGCGCGCCGAUGUUCUUAUUGCAUCCGGCUCGCUCAUCCUUUUGAUUGAUUUCUACGAUGAUUCUCUUGUUCCCGGCGAACGUGUUCUUAUUCCCGCAGGGGCCCUCACCCUGACCCCGGAUUGGUCGGUGGGCGUGGAGACGAAUUUCAUGUACAAAGUAUGACAACUCUGGUCUGUUUUUGUUCCACAUCCCCCGUCUUUGAAAGCCCCGGUGGCCGGGGGCCAUGGGCCUGGCAUGAAUGGGGAGGGAGACACGGGAAUAUGAGGUCUUUGGUCGCUUGGUUGCCCUGCUUUGGUUGCCCUGCUUUAUGCUACGAGUAUAUCGAUAUCGUCUAAUCCAUCUGCUGUAUAU
Molecule: messenger RNA, 2097 nt
Organism: Aspergillus aculeatus ATCC 16872
Lineage: Eukaryota; Fungi; Ascomycota; Eurotiomycetes; Eurotiales; Aspergillaceae
Gene: gel2
Product: 1,3-beta-glucanosyltransferase gel2
Exons: 4
Coding region: 223-1695 (490 amino acids)
Biological process (GO): fungal-type cell wall (1->3)-beta-D-glucan biosynthetic process
Cellular component (GO): cytoplasm; fungal-type cell wall
Molecular function (GO): 1,3-beta-glucanosyltransferase activity
Source: RefSeq, a predicted model, not a curated record